This is a messenger RNA of Episyrphus balteatus (marmalade hoverfly), 1749 nucleotides long. RefSeq names its product carbonic anhydrase-related protein 10 (gene CARPB). The record is from RefSeq and is a predicted model, not a curated record. The transcript is spliced from 8 exons. Lineage: Eukaryota; Metazoa; Arthropoda; Insecta; Diptera; Syrphidae. Bases 61 to 1041 code for a protein of 326 amino acids. Gene Ontology annotation, molecular function: carbonate dehydratase activity; zinc ion binding.
UUCAAAGAUAAGGACCGCCACGAAGAAACGGAAGAAGAAGAAAAAAAAGGAAGAAAAAACAUGGAAGUUCUGCAAAUACUGGGAUUCUCCUUUCUUAUUCUUAUGCUGAGGACACAAGUGUUGUUUGCCGUAAGCUGGGAGGAGUGGUGGACCUACGAUGGAAUAUCAGGUCCAGCUUUUUGGGGUCUUAUCAAUCCAGAAUGGUCACUCUGUAAUAAAGGACGCAGACAAUCUCCAGUUAAUUUAGAACCCCAACGCUUACUCUUUGAUCCUAAUUUAAGACCUUUACACGUCGAUAAACAUAGAAUAAGUGGUUUAAUUUCCAACACCGGGCACAGUGUCAUCUUUACUGCGGGCAAUGAAACCGUUGCGAAUUACGAUGGUUCCCAAAUUCCAGUUAACAUCACAGGUGGACCGCUAUCCUAUCGAUAUCGAUUUCAUGAAAUCCACAUACACUUUGGCCUGCAUGACCAAUUUGGAUCUGAACAUAGUGUCGAAGGAUACACUUUUCCAGCCGAGAUUCAAAUAUUCGGCUACAACUCUCAGCUGUACACAAACUUCUCAGAAGCUUUAAAUCGUGCUCAGGGAAUUGUUGGUGUUGCAGUUCUUCUGCAGCUGGGUGACCUGUCAAACGCUGAACUUCGAAUGCUUACCGAUCAACUGGAAAGAAUUCGAUUUGGUGGCGAUGAAGUGAUAAUAAAACGCCUAUCAAUACGAGGAUUGCUUCCAGAUACCGACCACUACAUGACGUACGAUGGUUCAACGACGGCUCCAGCCUGUCAUGAAACAGUCACGUGGAUAGUUCUCAAUAAACCUAUUUAUAUAACAAAACAGCAGCUACACGCCCUAAGGCGCUUAAUGCAAGGUACCCCAGAUCAUCCGAAAGCACCAUUGGGCAAUAACUAUAGACCGCCGCAACCUCUUUUACAUCGACCGGUUCGGACAAAUAUUGAUUUUAAAACAUCGAAAGUGAACGGCAAAGCGUGUCCUACUAUGUACAGAGAGGUUCACUAUAAAGCAACAAGUUGGAAACAACACUGAAUGCUUAAAACUGUAACUGGAGCUUCCUCUAUAUAAAUCAUUAUAUACAUAUAAAUUUAAAUAAAAUAGAAGAAAAUAAAAAAAAAAAACAAUAACCUACCUUUACAUAUAUAACAAAAAAAAAAAUUAUAUAUACAAUAUUUGCAUUACGUAAAAAAAAAAAACAAAAAAACUAUUAUAUUAUAUUAAAAAAAGCUUUAGUUAAUAAGUUUAAACAAAAAAAUAUGGCCAGGUAAUUUAAAAAGUUGUACAGAUUCUUAAAUGUAUUAAUUUUAAAUUAAAUUUUAAAAAAAUGUAUAACAUUGAAAAGUAAAACAAAAAAUAAUAUUUAUAUAAAUCCCACCCGAAUUGUUCCGGGAGGAACACAAUCAACUAUAAAAUUGAGUAUAUGAGUAUAUCAAAAAAAAAAGAUGAAGAAGAAUAAAUUGUAACUAAGACAAAAAAAAAAAUGGCUAAAAAUCAAUUUAAGUAUAAAUUAUAUAAUGUAAACUGUUUAUAUUUGAUAUCAUAUAAAAGAGACAAAAAAUAAAUAAAAUACAAAAAAAAAAAUAAUAAUCGACUGUUAUAUAAUAUGUAAACAUAGGUAUUUAAUUAAUUAGACAUUAAUAUUUAGAUGCAACAUAUCCCUAAACAAAAAUAAUAAUAAAAAAUAAAAUAAAACUCAUAUUAGACAACAUAUCCUUGGACUGUAUAACAAAUUAUUUCUUA